AUGAGCAGCAGCAGCAAUAAGAGAGCCCCGACCACGGCCACGCAGAGGCUGAAGCAGGAUUACCUGAGGAUCAAAAAGGAUCCAGUGCCUUACAUCUGUGCUGAGCCCCUGCCCUCCAACAUCCUGGAAUGGCACUACGUGGUGCGAGGGCCCGAGCUGACCCCCUAUGAAGGUGGAUAUUACCACGGAAAAUUAAUAUUCCCUCGAGAAUUCCCUUUCAAACCUCCCAGUAUUUAUAUGAUCACACCCAAUGGAAGAUUCAAAUGCAAUACAAGGCUGUGUCUGUCCAUCACGGAUUUCCACCCUGACACCUGGAACCCGGCCUGGUCUGUCUCCACCAUCCUGACAGGGCUGCUGAGCUUCAUGGUGGAGAAAGGGCCCACCUUGGGCAGCAUUGAGACCUCUGAGUUCACUAAAAGGCAGCUGGCUGCACAGAGCUUAGCAUUUAAUUUAAAAGAUAAAGUCUUCUGUGAGCUCUUUCCUGAAGUGGUGGAGGAAAUGAAACAAAAGCAGAAAGCCCAGGAGGAGCUGAGCUCCAGACCUCCCUCCCUGCCCCUGCCCGACGUGGUUCCGGACGGGGACGCCCACUUUGGGCACAACGGGCACGCGCUGCUGAACGGGCACGGGGGGCUGCAGGGGCACCCCGGGGGGCUGCAGCAGCCCCACAGGAACCACGGACUCUUGGGGGGAGCCCUGGCGAACUUGUUUGUCAUCGUGGGCUUCGCCGCCUUCGCCUACACAGUCAAGUACGUGCUGAGGAGCAUAGCCCAGGAGUGAGGGGACACGGCCCCAGAACGCCCAACCCCAGCGGGGCUUGGGGGAACAGAGGCUCCAGGGAGGGAGGUUGGGGGUUUGUGGGGUCACAAGGCAAAGAGAUCCUUUGGUUUGUAGAGUUGGGCUCCAUCUGUGGUUUGGCAAUUGGAAAAUCUUCAGUAAAUUUGUAUUCCGUUGAGUUUUCGGUUCUGGAUGAAUGGGGAAUUUGGGGUUUUGCCCUGCCUGGGUCCUGGUGGGAUUUUGGGUUGAGAAGUCAAAGCUUCCCAAAGUUGUUGGGAUGACUCUUCAUUUUACUGCUUCAGUUUGUAGAGUUGGGCUCCAUCUGUGGUUUGGCAAUUGGAAAAUCUUCAGUAAAUUUGUAUUCCGUUGAGUUUUCAGUUCUGGAUGAAUGGGGAAUUUGGGGUUUUGCCCUACCUGGGCAAAUCCCUGGUGGGAUUUUGGGUUGAGAAGUCAAAAUGAUGUUGGGGAGACACUUUGAUUUGUAGAGUUGGGCUCCAUCUGUUGCUUAGCAAUUGGAAAAUCUUCAGUAAAUUUGCAUUCCGUUGAGUUUUCAGUUCUGGAUGAAUGGGGAAUUUUGGGAUUCUCCCUACCUGGGUCCUGGUGGGAUUUUGGGUUCAGUAGUCAAAAUGUUGUUGGGAAAUCAUUUUGAUUUGUAGAGUUGGGCUCCAUCUGUGGUUUGGCAAUUGGAAAAUCUUCAGUAAAUUUGCAUUCUGUUGAGUUUUCAGUUCUGGAUGAAUGGGGAAUUUGGGUGGAAAAUUGGGGGUUUUGCCCUUUGUGGGAUUUUGGGUUGAGAAGUCAGAAAUUUGGAGGGGAGAUCCCUUGGUUUGUAGAGUUGGGCUCCAUCUGUGGUUUGAAAUUGGAAAAUCUUCAGUAAAUUUGCAUUCCGUUGAGUUUUCAGUUCUGGAUGAAUGGGGAAUUUGGGUGGAAAAUUUGGGGGUUUUGCCCUUCCUGGGUUACAUUGGGAUUUUGGGUUGAGAAGUCAAAGCGUUUUUGGGGUGACUCUUCGUUUUUAAAGCUUUGAGUUCUUCUCCAUCUGUGGUUUGACAGUUGAAGAUCUUCAGUAAAUUUUUAUUCUGUUGAGUUUCCAAUUCCAGAUGAGUGGGAAAUUUAGGUUGAAAAUUUGGGGGUUUUGGCUCCUUCUGGGUCAUGGUGUGAUUU
Ficedula albicollis (Collared flycatcher) is the source of this 1932-nucleotide messenger RNA. It is a transcript of the gene UBE2J2, whose product is annotated as ubiquitin conjugating enzyme E2 J2. Bases 1 to 777 code for a protein of 258 amino acids. The transcript is spliced from 6 exons. Lineage: Eukaryota; Metazoa; Chordata; Aves; Passeriformes; Muscicapidae. The record is from RefSeq and is a predicted model, not a curated record.